This is a messenger RNA of Bursaphelenchus okinawaensis, 1578 nucleotides long. Lineage: Eukaryota; Metazoa; Nematoda; Chromadorea; Rhabditida; Aphelenchoididae. The record is from the annotation of a GenBank genome assembly.
AUGGUAAAGCUGUUCGUUGGUAACUUAGCUGAAGGAAUUGACUCAAGCCGUCUUCGGAACUUGUUUUUGCAGUACGUCCAAGUACAAGAGUGUGAUGUGCUCAAGAAUUUUGCUUUUGUGGUAGGUUUAACCACUUUAAAACAAACAUUCUUUUUAGCAUGUUGUGACUGAGGAAGAUGCUGAACUGGUAAUAAACAAGCUGGAGAAGUACAAUUUGGAUGGAAGGGAGAUUCAUAUCGAACGAUCGACAUCCAGGUUACGAAAAGAGCCCGGAAUGGGUGACAAGUGUUAUACUUGCGGAGCUACCGACCAUAAAACACCAAAUUGUCCUCAAGAGGAUGGUCGCAAGGGCAACAAGAGGAAGUUAGAGAUUGGUGAUAACGGUGACAGGAAGAAACCUUUGCUUACGACCGUGAAUCCAGCGCUUCAGUUUCCGGUUGCUACUGACACUGAUCCAGAGUUACCGUGUCCACAGAAUCCGUGAGUUUUUCUUUUUUUUAGAAUUUUCUAGGUAUUUAAUUAUUUUUUGUCAAAACGAAGCCAACCAAACUAUUGACUAAACGUGACUUAACACUGAUUUUAGGGAGUUGAGAAACUUGUACAGUCAGUACAUGGAGUCUAGGACAAAGUACUUCUUCUACCGAGAACGUCUGUCCAAGGAGCUGUCGAUGCAACCACAAAUAGCUACAGCUCCAGCUGCUUCAGUGCCAGUAGUAGCACGCUUCGAUAUGACCAAAGCCAAUCCGCAAGUGCAAGUAAAGACCUCUCAACCACCUUAUUCUUCACCUCACAACCCGACUCCACAAGCGUAUAUGCCCACAGCUGCUACUCAAAUGUAUCAACCUCCAGCUGUUCAAUCGUCGUACUCGUCAAGCUACGCAACAGUAGCUCACCUGAAGCCGCAACCUGCUCUAGCAGCACCGUACAGCUCCCAGCAAGCUUCUGCACCAUAUUCAAAUCAAAGUCCGGCCGCGCCUUAUCAACGGCUGUCCCAAGGCACGACGUCCAGUGGAACUCCACCUUCUGCUCCUUACGCGAAACAGGGCGCGACGUGUGUUUUUUAGCUGUUAUUUGGGGUUUUAUUGUAUAUUACGUGUUGUUUUUUAAGUUAUGGGGAUAUUGAUAUACUUUGUAAGGGUUCAAGGCUGUUUUCAAAGCCAAGAGAUCGUCUGAUACUACCGUAGUACAGAGUUCAAUUGAUUACUGUUGCGUUAUUUAAUUAAGAUAGUUUAAUACGAGCGACACAUUCGUGAAUUUUUAAGCGUUUUCAUCUACAUUAGUUAUACGAGAUGUUAUACUCCGAGACCAUGAAUGUAGUAUAAGUUUUGUAAAUUGUGACAUGAGAUGAUUUGCGUAUCGUAGUAUUACAAUUUGUUCGUUUCCAUCGUGAUGGUCGUUCAUUCAGCUUACUGAAUUCGGGACGUGAAGUUCGGACGUGCAGUUACGAGUUCCGUCUAUAAAUUUAAAGCUUUGUUUAUCAUAAUAUGAUUGUACUUGAAGUUGUUAACAAUAUCUCGUUUCAGGUACCGCACCCCAGCGUCCGCAAUGUAUGCCACCGUCCAAAAUUACAACCGCUAA